Archocentrus centrarchus (flier cichlid) is the source of this 627-nucleotide messenger RNA. It is a transcript of the gene aanat2, whose product is annotated as arylalkylamine N-acetyltransferase 2. Bases 1 to 627 code for a protein of 208 amino acids. Lineage: Eukaryota; Metazoa; Chordata; Actinopteri; Cichliformes; Cichlidae. Gene Ontology annotation, biological process: response to light stimulus; circadian rhythm. The transcript is spliced from 3 exons. The record is from RefSeq and is a predicted model, not a curated record. Gene Ontology annotation, molecular function: aralkylamine N-acetyltransferase activity. Gene Ontology annotation, cellular component: cytoplasm.
AUGACACAGCAGGUCAGUAGCUUCCCGUUCUUCAAGCCCUUCUUUCUGAAGAUGCCUGUCAGAGUGGACAGCCCUCUGCAACAGAGGCGGCAUACACUCCCCGCCAGCGAGUUCAGGAACCUCACGCCACAGGAUGCCAUCAGUGUGUUUGAGAUUGAAAGAGAAGCAUUUAUAUCCGUGUCUGGAGAGUGUCCACUUACCCUGGAUGAAGUUCUUAUGUUCCUGGGUCAGUGCCCUGAGCUGUCGCUGGGCUGGUUUGAAGAGGGACAGCUGGUAGCUUUCAUCAUUGGCUCUGGCUGGGACAAGGAGCGACUUUCACAGGAGGCCAUGACUCGGCACAUCCCAGAAAGCUCCGCUGUGCACAUCCAUGUGCUGUCUGUGCACCGCCACUGUCGCCAACAGGGCAAGGGCUCCAUCAUCUUGUGGCGCUACUUGCAGUACCUGAGUUGCAUGCCAGGCCUCCGUCGAGCUCUGCUAAUCUGCGAGGAUUUCCUCGUGCCCUUCUACCUCAAGGCUGGCUUCAAGGAGAUAGGCCCAUCAGCAAUCUGUGUAUCUAACUUGCACUUCCUAGAGAUGGAGUACACUCUCUGUGGAUGGGCGUAUGCACGGCGGAACAGCGACUGCUAG